This is a messenger RNA of Olea europaea var. sylvestris, 1306 nucleotides long. RefSeq names its product protein disulfide-isomerase SCO2-like. Bases 156 to 782 code for a protein of 208 amino acids. Lineage: Eukaryota; Viridiplantae; Streptophyta; Magnoliopsida; Lamiales; Oleaceae. The transcript has 4 exons. The record is from RefSeq and is a predicted model, not a curated record.
UCCACCAUUUCAAUUUUUCUGGCAGCUCAGCUCUAAUGUAAAAGUCCUCUCAACCCUAUCUUCACCUUCCCUCUGCUGCACAAAUUCACUCCUUAAUCAGCAUAUAAACAAUUCGCCUAUAUAUAUGGUAAUCUGCAAAAUUCGUUUCAUUUCGAAUGUUGCCAAUAAACCCUAGUUCAAUUUUCGCCCUCCCAAAAAAGCAGCCGACAUUCCAAAUUUUCUCCCCUCCUCGUCCUCCACCGACAACCGCCUUUCGGUGUCGUGCGACGGCCAAGAGCACGUUCCCGCUGUGGUGGUUUAAUUUUCCUGCCGCUGCCGUUUCCGACGCUGCUGGCAGAAUUGGCCAAAGACUGUCGGAUAAUAUUGGUGCUACCACUACAAGCAAUAAUAAUAGCAAGAACACGAAAAUCAAUGCGAAAGAGAAGUGGUCGCGUGACCGUGAGAGCUACUUGACUGACGAUGCAGAUGCCCUGCCUCUGCCGAUGACCCACCCGAACUCCUCACCUGUGCAGCCGGAGGAAAUCGACAAGAGGCUCCAGUGCGAUCCAGUGAUAGAGGAUUGCAAGCCAAUGGUUUAUGAAUGGACUGGAAAAUGUCGGAGCUGCCAAGGAACCGGACUGGUCAGCUAUUAUAACAAAAGAGGGAAGGACACCAUAUGCAAAUGCAUACCUUGUAUGGGCAUUGGAUAUGUGCAAAAGAUAACAGCACGCUGCGAUAUUGAUGUGAUGGAGGACUUGGAUGAUGACACGUUUUGCUGUAAAUUUCAUACAUUGGGGAAAUAAUAUGCCCGUUUCGCUGUCAAUUGAACAUGUUGGGCAUAUUAUAUGCCACUCUCCAACAUGUGCAGAGGCUAUCUGAUUUUAUCUGUGGAUCACAUUACAAGAUACCUCAAGAAUUAUCUGCUCCAUGUUUCCUAUGUUGGCAGUGGCUAUCAAAGAGUCCAGCUAAAGCGGUAAAAUGGUCUGGUUCAUAUUUGUUAUGGGUCGGCUCGGCUGCCACAGAGAGAAGGUUCAAGGGCAGAUUUACACCUUGAAUCAUGGAUAAUCUUGAUAAGGCAAGUCUACAGACUGAAGAAGGUAAUAAAGGAAGUCCUUUAAACCAAGUCUCUACGCAACUAUGUAUAGGUAAGGAAGAGCAUUUGGAGUAACAGAGUUGGAGACGAGUCCACUUGUGCACAAAUUGAUUGGUAGAACUUAAAUUUAUUCAGAAUCCGUGUUCUUGGCAUUGUUUGCUAGAUAAAAUACAAUAUAGUACCCUGCCAAUAGGAGUUUGACAUUGCAUUUUAAUCAUUAGAAAUUCAAGUUCA